GUUUCAGUAGGUGACGUGGAGGUGGAACGACUUUAAAUUUAGUACUACCGCAUGUUCUAUUUUUAUUAAUCAGCCAGAGAGUGAUAAUAAUGUAUUUACAUGUUAGGUUACGUUACACAUCUGUGUACCUAGUAUUGUCGUGACUGAUUGUUCAUUCCCAGUAGAUGUGUCCGUGUCGUUAUAUAUGUUAUUUUAGUAUUAUUCACUUUAAUACGAAAUGCCUGUCAACAUCAAUUCAUCACUAUUGGAUCAAUCAGAGUUUCUGGGGUUUUUAAUGCCCCAUAACGACAGUGAAAUUAUUUUAGAUCAACCCUACGACGACUCCUUGAAUGUUUUCAAAUCAUCACCUAAAAAGAGGUCUCUAAAAUAAACGGGAAAACCUCCGGAACUGAUAGUGGAUACCAAGAAGUUUGAUGAUAUAUUUCACAUCGAUAAAAACAAAGAAAGAAUUAAACUUAAACUAAAAUUGUGCAUGUAAAAUGACUGAAAGGUGUGAUAAAUCCUAUAUCCGAGUUUUCAUACAAUCUUCAAACAACAAGAAAGCGAAACGCUUGGCAACAGCGGACGACAGAAGUUCGACCAGUGACCCACUCGUGUUGCGGCCGGUUUCGACACAGUGGGAAUCGCGCGAUGUCAACAGAACUCGACCCAAACAGAUUGUCGACGAGCAAGGAUUCAUGUUGGUACAACAAACACGUAAGUCCAGAACCAAAUUGGCACCCAGGAUCAUUCAGCAACCUCAAACAAACAUAAGUAAAUGCCGAUGCAAGUCAGCAUAAGGAAUAUUUCUACCUUAAAAACAGUAGGCAAUCCUGUGAUUAAAAAAACUAAAGCACUAUUUGUAACAGUUUGAAACCAUCCAUCCAAGAGCAAGAUAUUAUAUACUAUUACAUCACUAAUGAACUAACCUUUCUCAAGUUAAGGUGGUCAAACUGCGUACCAAAUACAAUAUGUAUGAAUUAUUUUAUUUUUCAGUAUUAGUAUUAGAAGAAUAAUUUCAACAGAAUCAACAACUUUUUCUUCUGGCCCAGCAGGUGUUUGAUUAGCCCUUUGUUUGGAAAAUUACGUCCAGAGCAAAUUGCCAGCAAUAACUUACCCUCUUUUAUCGCAUGAUCGUCGCACUCUCAUAAUUGUCGCACCUAUAUUUUAGGUUGUCAAAAUUUGGAUAAAAAAACUUCUCACGUAAACGUCACGUGAUGUUUUUGGUCCCGCUAUUAGAUGCCGAACGCUUUGUGUAGGUAUCUUUUCUGUAUAAAACUAUGUAUUUUAAAGUAUAAAUCUAAGAUUUAUUCAGAAAUUACCGCUUAUUUAAAUAACGGAAAUACAAAGUUGUCUGAUGUGUAAAUAAUCUUUUAAAGACGUUUUUAAACGUUAUAACCUUAAUCUAUAUGUCAGCAUCGCCGCGUUAGCCAGCGUUAGUUGGCAUCAUUCAUGUUUGGUUAAGUUGCUUUCCGUAUAGAGCGCGCACACGUAGUCGAAUAUCAAUAUCUCGCCGAUUGCAUGCAACGUGCGCUCUCUGUCAGGUGACGAGUUAAAUACAUUUGAUGGCGCGCACUCUGUCGUGGUAAGUGUGUACUACAACGAUAGUUAUGCAUUCUGACUCACGUUCACUUCAUAGUUUUGGUUUUUCUAUUUAAAGUUGAAGAAAGGUGUUUGUUGCAUGACUUAUUAAUUUAAAUUGUUUGGUGUGCUCUUUUAUACUUCACUUUUUAAAUAAAUGUACUUUCCAUGAAUGGGUUUUGUUUUCAUGAAUAACUUAUCUAAAAAAAAAAAAAAACUUUUCUCGCAUAAACGUCGUACCCCAUACUUUUGAAACUUGAUUUUAGAAUAAAAUGUGCUACGAUUAUGCUAUAAUGAUUAGGGCCUGGAAAAAUUAGCAUCUAUUUAUUACAUAAUUAGCAGUUAUGAUGUUGAAAAUUAGCAUCUAUUUUCCAGAAAUUAGCAUCUAUUUUUAAGAAAUUUGCAUAAGAUAUUAAAGUUACAUAACAAUACAAGAAGUUGUAAUAGUGUUUAUACCCAUUAUGACGAAUUUUAACACAAACCAAAAUCAUUAAACGGUAUUUGUAAACAAACGUUUGACCACUAGUAAUUUCAGAUGGAAACAAACUGACGAUUCGAGUUGACCAACUUCAGUACGCUAAACGUGCACCACAAAAUGUAUGAUUUGUCCCUAUGUAAAAUAUUGAUCAGAAAAAAAUUUGAAGACUAAAGUGAUUAUCAACGAAUGUAAAAAACCGCGUACUAAAAUAUUUGUAGUAGUUUUCAGCAUUUAAAAUAUUUUCAUUUUUAUCUUUGCAAGUUCACUACGAUCCCGUCAACGACCUAGAUAUUUUCUAGGUUGUUGGUUUCCGUGAUGCGCUUCCCGGGAAAUUUUGUUUUGUUAGGUUAGAUACUCUUCAUGAACAGGCAACACACGAUGCAAUGGCGAACGUAGGCGAACGUGAUGUGAUCUAACAAAACAAAAUAACUGCGUCGAUAAGUAGUGUGAACAUUCUUUUCUAAACAACAUUCAACGGUAUCUUGAGUAAAUCGUAAAGAAUAAAUUUACAAAAUUACUUAUUCUAUACUAUCAUGCGUGAUAUUUGGUUAAGGAAUGUUUCAUAAAUAAAGGUUAGGAUUCGGAUUUUAUUCCUUCAACAAGCCUUGUCAGAAGCUAUUGUUUACGGUGAACGAAUAGACGGCAUGGCUUCCUUCAAGCGUUUGUUUGGUGGAGUAAAAGCAGAUGAAACAAUGGAAAUGGUGUUGAUGACCCAUGUGCUGCACCUGUACGCCACUGGCGGGUUGCUGGGGGUGUUCCGUCUGUGGCUGGGCGCGUCAGGCAGCGCCCGCCUCGACUGGGCCCCGCCAGAGUCCUGGUAUCACAGCAACGAGAUGCUGCCCUUCCUGGCGCACCUGAAAAAGCGCUGGGGGAAGUCUCUCUACUCCAUGCUGGCCAUCAAGGACCACACCGCCUGGUGGAACAGCGUCGACAUGGUGGAGUUCACCCGAAAGGUGGACUGGUGUUACACUGUGAAGUCGGACAGACCCAUGGGUCUACGCAACAUGCAGAUGAUCGCCAUGGGUCAGAAGAUGCUGCUGUCUGACAUACCGGGCGUGCGCCCGGAGUUCAGGUUGCUGGUGUGCUUGCGUGAGAUGUACAUCGCUGAGGAGAGCCUCGUCUUCCAUCCAUAUGCGCAGUUCCCGGCGUGCGUGUACGCGCGGUCGGUGGGGCCAUGGCUGUGGCGGCGGUGGGACAAGACCGAGAGCAGCUCCCGCGACUGUCUCACGGACAUUGCAGGUAGAAAGAACUGGGUCACGAACGUUAUACAUGUACAAAUCGAAGUGAGACAAGCCAUGACGCUGGACCCCAGCUUCCACAACACUGUGGCGAGCGCGGAGACGUGGACAUCCCCCGAGGUGUUGGCACGCCUGCCGUGGAACAUGACGCUGUGCCUCAGUUGGCUGGAGUGGGCGCUGGUGCAGACGUACGCGUUCGAGAGCUCGUUCCUGGCUGUGUGUCACUUCCCGGUCAGGAAGAGCGUUGCGAGGCUCCUGGAGAGGAUGUUGGCAACCCUGUCGCACGAGCCCCGCCUGCUCGCCAAGGCCGCCAUCAUUGUCGCCGAGAAGAUAUGGCUGGACGAGAGCAAUGGCAGAGAAGGAGCCCACAAAAAGUCUCGCGAGCUUCUCAAAUUUUGUCUGGAGCGACUGGCUCCAAAAAUGAAGUCUUUUAAUGAUGGCAGCAGCUAUGCACUUUUGAAAUGGAACUUCAACCCGGAGCAUCGACCUCCAGUGAACCCGGGCAGGGUACAUGGUCUAUUCAAGGACAUCCGCCCUUGUUCAACAGAGCCAUCAGCGAAGCCUAGCGUUGUUGUAGAGACCGGCUGGACGGCGGAGGAGCGAACGCAAGGAGAGAUAAGCAUUGACGCCCAGAAGGAAGAUUUCAGGUUUCUGCGCGACGCCAACACAGCAAACAUAAACAUAGACUUGUGCUUUUCCGAGAACUAUAGAAGUACAGGUUUUUGGUUCAAAAUGAAUGAAUCGCACACAAUCGAACGCAGUGAACAUUAUUUUGAAGCCUGUAAGAAAAUUGAAGCAUUCAAGAAAGCAGUGGGAAAUUUUAAGUUUGUACAUCGCAAGAACAAUAGCACGGGCCUUGAAUUCGACCAGCUGUACUACCGGAAGUUCAGCAACGCCAUGGGCCCAACCGUCUUCCGGGCACCCGAGUCCAUCUUCGAUGCGAGCACUUACAUGCAUGCCAGUGGCUUGCUGCAGGAGUCAGUGCUGUUCCAGUUCAACUACUGCGUCCUGGAGAUGAUGUCCCAGUUGCAGUUGCCCGAAUUGGUAGUCCACCUAAUUCCGGGCAUUGAAAUUCUGCGUCUCUUCAACGCAAACAGGGUUGCGCAGUACUUCAAGGACAUUCCAGUAGCAGCCAAGCAGGACUUGCUCGGGCAUCUCCUCAUGAAGGAGUGCCUGCGUCUGAGGGCGGACUUGAACGGGCGGCUUUGUGCCGUGUUCAACAUGUUCAACCAGAGAACCGCCUGCCCGGCGCCCAAGUUCUUCAGCGAAACGUGCGAGAGCAUCGCCGUCGCCCCCAAGGGAGCAGCAGUCAUCUCUAGCGUGGGGCAGGCGGACGCCUUCCUGGACACACUGACGUCCCGGAACGUGAUCGUUGACGGGCCGUGCGAAGACCCGCUGGAACUGAGCGACGUGCAGAUGCGUGUGGACCCCGUGCGCGAGCUUGAGAAGAAGCGCGCGGAGCUCCUGGCGGCCGUGUCCUGGGCCCAGUACCGGGCGGAAGCGGGUGGGAGCGGGGAGCCGCGCAGAUACCCGCUGCUCUCGGAGUUGGAGUACAGACUGCCGGAGGAGCUGGCGGCCCUGCGCAAGGCGCGCGAGACGGGCUGCCGCGAGGCGUCGCGCAGGCUGCAGCAGCUGCUGGUGCUCAGGGUGAACCGCGCGGUGGCCUCGUGCCGGCGCUGGCGGGCCGGGGACGAGCGGGGGGCCGAGGAGGCGAGCGGGCCCGACCUCCUCCCGCGGGCGUGCAACCUGCGCUCCCGGGUGCUGGCCGUGCUCUUGGAGCUGCGCGCCGUCUGCUUGGCCUACCUGUCGCCGCUGCUCACCACCCACCCCUUCUGCGAGUCGUCGGAGCGCCUCCUGCUGAGACUCGUGGAGGUGCUGCUCUCCAACUGCCAGAAGAGCGACACCGUGGCCUACUCUGCGCAGCUCUGCGCGGCUCUGGAGUCGACCGGCCUCGCCUACCUGGAGCAGCUGUUGGAGGACUGCCUGCGAGCGUGGAGCGUGCCGGCCUUCUACGCGGACCCGGCGUGCGUCCCCGACGACGCGAUGAAGCACGCACAGCUCCUGCACGGCGCCGGCACGCACCUGCUGCUGCACGUGGCGGAACGGGGGGCCCUCGUCGGGGACCUGGAGACGGCCCGGAUGGUGCCCGGCUCGUUCGCCCAGCUCCUGAGGGCAGGCGUGCUGCUGCUCAAGAGCGCGGCGGGCGACGCCCAGGAGGGCGUGCCGGGCGCCGUCGCACGGCUCUACUGCGCUGUCUUCUCGGACCUGAAGCACUUGGUGCGCCGCCUGCAGCCGAUCCGUGCGCCGACCCGCACCGGCUGGCGCGGCUGCUCCCCGGAGUGGACGGCGUGCCUGCGCUCGGUUGCCGACGGCAGUGUCAAGCACUUCGUCAGGGCCGUCCAGUUGAAAGAAUUUGUGAACAAGGCGACUGCCACUGCUGAGCAGUCCGCCAGCUCGGGAGACAACCUGGAGGCUGUCUCGAGUCAGCAGAAGUCAGCCGUUGAUCCUGAGGAGGGGAGUGGUGAUGCGACCAAUGGCAGCAAGGCGGGGAUGAAGGCGGAGCCCAGAACUACUGCCUGCACGAACGAUAUCGGACAGGAGAACACGACUAAGGAGGACGGGUCUCGCAAAGAAAAGAAAUCGAAAAAGGGGAAGAACAAGAACAGCAAAGAGAAGAGCACAAAGUUUUGCACAAACCAUAGUUCCAUUGGCAAGAAAAAUGCUGCUUCUGGUGCAGUGAAGAAAAUGCAGAAUCUUCAUCUAAACUGCUGUUUCGGAUGUGAAAAAAUGGAGCAGAGCCCAGGGACUUUCAUGAAGUGCGAGAUGUGUGUUUCCGAGAAGUGGACGGUCGUGAGGGUGUAUUGCUCUUCGGAGUGCCGCUCGGGCGACUGGGCGUGUCGGCACGGCACGGAGCACAGCGAGGGCGAGCGCGAGAGCGACUACGCCGGCCAGGGACACGGCAUCGACUGAGCGCGCUGCUGCUCCCGCUCACGACCCGUGCUACGGCUCAGCGCCAGGAUCUAACACCGCUUUUUGCUGUUUUAAUGAGCAGGCGUUAUCCUUCAAUGCACUAACUACAUUUUUAACAGCCGAGAUGAAUAGAGUUGUGCGAGUGUAACUAUUUUAUCCCACGGAGUUUAUUCUUUGAAAAAUAACAUUUGCACUAGAAAUAGUACCAUACAUCCUUAGCCACUUUGAACAUUUAAUGGAAAGAUGUAAUGUAUUAAAAAUUAAUUGAGAAGUCAUAUCCCACAUUGUAAUGAAACUGUUUGUCGCACAAGCCUUGUAGCAGGUUUAAUGUACACUGUUCUGUUUAACUUACAUUCUAGACUAGCUGUUAUUCACACGUGUGCUCACGUGGUGAAAUGAAGUUCCCGCAAGCACGCACUUUUUAGUUUAACUCUUAAAUGUUGAGUACGUUGGAACAUUUUGUCAUCACCAAAUAUGCACGCAAGCUUUUAAGGUGAGAAAUACACUUGUGAUGUUUUUUAAGAUGGCUGGAAUACCUGAGAAGAAGGUAGUGAUUCAAGAAUUUUAAGAGGAAAACAAAGAUAGCAAAGUUAGGUUUUUUUUUUAUUUUUAAUAAAAAUAUUUUUAGUGCCAAAGUUUACUAGUUAACUAUAUAAACUUGUGUGAUAUCUUAUAGGAGAAUUUUUCGUAGAUUCAGGUAGGAAUAUAUAAAUGAUUGUAAAAGACUGAACAUUUAGUAUGCAAGUUUUCUUUUUAUAUAUUAGGUAGGCCUGUGCAAAUAUUUGAAUACGAAUAAUUAAUUAUUUGAUUUAAACUCGAAUGCUAACACUUGAAAAUACAAAUAUUUGUUUAGGAAUAUUUUACAUAGCAUACCUAAUGAGUUCUAACGCUCACUGUUGAGGUAGUCAGUUGUGUGAUAUAAAUACCGUUUUUUUUUUUUUUUUUUUUUUUUUAUAAUAUUCUAAUGGGAUUUUAAAAUUGUAAACAAUAUGUCAUGUUUUAAACAUGCAGCAAAUAUUCAAAAAAAAUUUCGCUCUGUCCAGCUAAACAGUAACAGAAAAUUGUGCUACUGAUUAUAAACAUGGCAUGUUUGUGGCAUUUAAAACAAAGUAUCAUGUGUAUUCAUUUGAUCACACACAUCAAUAAUAGGAAAAAAAAAUUUACCUCAACAACAAUAAACGACCACCAAAUAUGGACAUUCCAAUGUGAUGGCCAUUAAAAUAAUUAAACACUAUAGUUUCAACGGGGUAUAAAUUGAUAGUCACAAUAAUUGUGACAUCUAAUGCCAUGUGAUACAGUAGCAGCUUACUUGCUGUAUGUAUUUAUUACAAAACAAGACUCUGUGACUCAAAAGCAAACAAAGAGAAAAUAACACUUGGAUAUUAAAUGAAAUUAGCGAAAAUGAUGUUUAUAAUAUUGCUGAACUAUAAUACAAUUUGCCUGGGUACCAUUAACAAUGAAAAAACAUGAAUAACUAGACUUUAAAUAUGUAAAUAUAAGCUCAUUUAAUCACAAAUUUGAGAACACUGCAUAAAAAACUAAAAAACAAAAACCAUGGUUUUCGUGAGAUGGAUAGGAUUUAACAUUAUUUUUUGAUACAAAAAAUUGUUUUUGAUCAAAAUGUAGUUAUUGAAAAUAAGGUGAAUAGGAACUGAAAUGAAAUGUUGGUAGGUUAUGUUAAGUUAGGUUAGCUGCAUAAUUAAAAAGUAAAAACACAAUAUUUUUCUGUAAAAUUUUUAAUAUUUGAACAAUAUUUACAUGUAGUUAUUGUAGUUGCCUUAAUAUAACCAACAUUUCAUUUUAGUAUUAUUUGUUUUAUUUCCCUAUAUAUUUGUUUCAUGAUGUAAAAAAAUAUAUAUAUUUUGUGGGAUUCUCAUUAUUACCAUUCAAAUUCAGUAUUUGUAUUCAAACAAAUAUCUGAUAUUUGCACAGGUCUAAUAUUAGGAGCCGUAAAGUUGAUUACCAGAAACUGUUGAUAUGAUCAAACCAAGUCACGUCCAGACUUAUAUUUUGUGCUCUUUUACUGAUGUAUUAUUGUCAAUUUUUAUUGGUGCAUUUACAAUGUAUUGUAGUAGUGUAUGUUUUACAGUAUACUAAAACUAAAUCUUAAUGUAAGGGGGAUGCUUGAGUUGUGUUUGUGAUAUCAUUUCCUGUCAAGUCACAGUAUAUUUAGGUUUUCAUAGAUUUUUUUAAAAUAUUGUGACUAAUAGAAGUUGUAUGUUGUGGAAGGAGUCAAGACGACUGUGUUAUAUCAGUAUUGUUUUAUUGUGGCUAUUGCCUAUGUUUUGUAAUUCAUUGUGCUGUAGCACUUUUCGUUGAGUAUUUGAACAUAACUGAGUCCUGCUGUUUUUGUUUGUUUGAGACCAACAUUAUUUUAAUAAAUACUUUUUUUUUUCUUUGAAUUUUGGAACUUAGAACUCUUUAUUUUACAUUUUCAUAAAAGACAAAAAAAAAUAUAUUUAUAAAAUGUACAAGUGAGCUCAAAUGUUGCCUCACGUAUGAAGUAAUGUUGGCAUCUGGUAUUUCAUCACACUUGCAAGAAAAAAAUAUCACAACUACUGUCACUUUACUGCCUAAAGAUGAGGAUCAAUGUUUAAAAGUGCUGUAAAAUUGUAUUUUAUUCUAAUUUUAUUUGCAGCAAUAACACUGGGGUUGAAAUCCAUGAACCUUUAAAAAAAAAAAGUACAUAAAAUACUGAAGUAAUCAGAGGGAGCGAAAAACACCACUUCAUUGGUUUGGCAAAAUGUUUUUUGUGUCCACUUCUUAAAUUUUCAGAAGUAGAUCAUAGUGUUUGACUAAAUGUGUGUGCUCUUUGAAGAAUCAAGAGAACGACACAGUGUACAAUUAUUUUGGUGGAUGCGUAAAAUUUAUGUAUUUUGAUAAAAAGCAACAUUUAAUUUUUUUUAGUAAGUUUCAAAUAUGAAUAAAAGUUUUUGAGGAAUCGCCCAACCCAAGACACUGCAUUCUAAAACUGCUGCCUCAGAUAUCUUCACCAGACUUGUAGAAUAUUUAAUGUAAUAAUUUUACAUUUUCAUGUGCCAGCAUGUAUGCAUUUGACUCUGUAAGAGCAUUGUUUUUGAUAUGCAAUGUUAUGUGAUUAUUGAUGUACUAAAACUAUACAUUUUUACAUAAAGGACUUUUUUUUAA
Molecule: messenger RNA, 9393 nt
Organism: Bacillus rossius redtenbacheri
Lineage: Eukaryota; Metazoa; Arthropoda; Insecta; Phasmatodea; Bacillidae
Exons: 25
Coding region: 2683-6246 (1187 amino acids)
Source: RefSeq, a predicted model, not a curated record